AAAGGUUUUAGAAUCUUCUCCCCAUAGUGAAAGAAGCGAACGGCAGGCCAACAUGAAGCUCACGGUCAAGACGCUACAGGGCGUCGCCUUCCCCCUAGACGCAGAGCUCACGGACGCGGUUUCCGCUGUGAAGCAGAAGAUCGAGGAGCUGCAGAAGUUCCCCGUCUCCCAGCAGAAGCUCAUUCACGCGGGUAAAGUGCUCAAGGACGACAGCACGCUGGCCGAGUACAAUGUCAAGGAGAAUGACUUCCUGGUUGUGAUGGUCACCAAGCCCAAGGCGCCCAAGCCCUCGGCCGCCGCUGCCCCCGCCGCAGCACCAGCAUCUACCCCCGCCGCAGCACCAGCAUCUACCCCCGCCGCAGCACCAGCAUCUACCCCCGCCGCGGCAGCAGCGGCACCGACUCCUUCCUCUACUCCUGCCGCUACGGCUGCCCCCAGUACGUCAUCAGCCUCCAGUAGCUCUUCGGCCACUGCUCCGGCCGUGUCUACCCCGUCAGCAGCUCCAGCCACGGCUGCGGCCAGCUCGUCGUCUGGAGAAGGCAGCGGCGCUGCGGCCGAUGAACAGAUGAGCGCCACGGUGCAGCAGCUCGUGGACAUGGGCUUCCCCGAAGACCAGGUGCGCAGCGCGCUGCGUGCUGCAUUCAACAACCCGGAGCGUGCCGUGGAGUAUCUGAUGACGGGUAUCCCCGAGCAGGCCCAGGCGCCCGCACAAACGGCUGCUCCUUCGACUGGAGCUGCUGCAGGUGGCGAUGAAGCUGCCAACUCGCUGGAAGCUCUUCGUAAUCACCCGCAGUUCGACGCUCUGCGUCAGCUCGUGCAGUCAAACCCAGCGGCCUUGCCGGCAGUGCUUCAGCAGAUCGGCGCUCAGAGCCCCGAGCUAUUGCGUCUGAUCCACCAGAACCAGGACCGCUUCGUGCAGAUGCUGAACGAGCCUAUUGGUACCCGUGAGGCUGGAUCAGCGCCCAGUAGUGGAGCAGGCGCAGCACCCUUCGACCUGGGAAUGGGAGGAAAUGGAGCCAUGCCGACUCCGCAGCAGAUUCAGCAGUUGGUGGACUCGCUCACACCAGAGCAACAGGCUCAGAUGGCUGCACAAAUGGGAAUGACUCCCGAGCAGCUUCGUGGGCUUUCUCAGAUGCUUAGUAACUUGCCUCCCGGAGCGAUGGAGCAGAUGAUGGCGUCCAUGGGCGGCGGUGGCGGCCUUGAAGGACUUGGCGGAGGCGCUGGUGCUGGCGCCGGUGGCCACCGUAUCAUGCUGUCGGAGGAGGAAGCGGCGGCUGUCGACCGCCUGUGCGAGAUGGGCUUCGAGCGCACGGAUGUGAUUCAGGCCUACCUGGCGUGCGACAAGAACGAGGCGUUGGCGGCCAACUUCCUCAUGGAUAGCGGAGACAGCUUUGGCGGAGGCGCUACUGGUGGCGCAGGAGGUCAGGGCGACGACAACGAUGACAUUUACGGCUAAAUAUCAUACACGUGAGCGAGCGAGCGCCUGAUGAGGCUGGCUGGCUAAGAUACGCGUCACUCCUCUUGCUUUGUAGUUCCUAUGUCGAGCUUGUUGUGAUCAGGAUUGGUGCUCGCGUUGACACAUUGCUGGGUUACUCUCGCUGACGAAUACUGAUGGAGUUUUUGACACAUAACCUGUUGGAUUUCUGUCGUAUCGAAGUAUCCAAAGUACUGUUAGGCAGACUACACUAUUAGCAGCAUCCCAUGCAAUCUGUCUGAUCCUGCCGGUUUGUUAGCAAUAUUGCCCUUGAAGUUUGCAAAUACAGGUAUAAUAGCAUCCGGGGUGCCAAGUAAAAAUACCACACUCUUCUUCCUAGCCAAGUUUGGUUUCAGUUUGGCUCGACUUCAUCUUGUGACUUCAUCCGGCAUCUCCAGACUUCUUACAGUCGUCCUGAUCGCGUAGUAUUUCGUAGAUCA
This is a messenger RNA of Phytophthora nicotianae INRA-310, 1914 nucleotides long. RefSeq names its product UV excision repair protein Rad23. Gene Ontology annotation, cellular component: cytosol; nucleoplasm. Gene Ontology annotation, biological process: proteasome-mediated ubiquitin-dependent protein catabolic process; nucleotide-excision repair. The coding region runs from base 53 to 1456 and encodes 467 amino acids. The transcript has 2 exons. The record is from RefSeq and is a predicted model, not a curated record. Gene Ontology annotation, molecular function: damaged DNA binding; ubiquitin binding; polyubiquitin modification-dependent protein binding. NCBI's taxonomy places the organism in Eukaryota, Oomycota, Peronosporomycetes, Peronosporales, Peronosporaceae.